UGAACAUAAAACACUUGAUGAACAAUAUCAGAUGGGGUGGAAAGACCGGACUUACAUGUUAUGUCACCCUGAGAAAUCUGUUCAACAGCACACUGGAGAGAAGCAAGACGUCAUGCAGUAACUGGCACUCACAGGCUAUCCUCCUGCCAUGGCCCACGCAGGCCCAGAGAUGCACUGGAGAUGGUUGGAGCUCCAUGACUCUGUGUCUAUGGGGUCUGUGGAGAGGAAGGUCCGGACAGCUGCAGGAACAAGACAGUGGAGGAUUCACCGUCGACCCAAACCCAGGCACACUCUCUUGGAUGAGCGGAGGCUGCACUAUGCUGCUUGGGAGGGUUGUCUGGAGCAAGUCAGGGCCUUGCUGGAACGUGGGGUGCCUGCUAACUGCCAGGACCCGUAUGGUUGGACAGCUGUCCACCACGCCUCUUUCAAGGGUCAUCUCAUGCUGAUCAAGUUCCUGUUGCAAACCGGCCAGGUGGAGGUAAACAGCCAAGACUUCUUCAAUUGCACUCCCCUGCACCGCUCUUGCAGCGGAGGGAACCCCGAGACCACAGCCUUCCUCCUCCAGAAGGGGGCAUCACAUUCAGUAAGGUCCUGCUCUGGCCAGACGCCCCUUCACCUGGCUGCAGCCAGAGGACACCUGGGCACGGCACGGGUUUUGCUCCAGCACUUGGCUUCACCGAACCCCCAGGACUUUCAUAAGUGGACACCCCUGCAUUGGGCAGUUUUUGGAGGCUGGGGGGACGUGGCGGAGCUCCUGCUAGAUAAUGGGGCAGAUGUGGAGGGAGGAAAAGGUGUGGGCAUGAGCCCUCUGCAGCUGGCAGUGUUGACAGGGAAUGAGGCAGGGGUGAGACUGCUGCUGCACCGAGGGGCAGAUGCCAAUAUGAGGGGUCCUAAUGGGCGCACAGCCAUGCACCUUUGUGCCUGCUCUGGAGACAAGAAGAUCCUCCAGCAGCUGUUAACAGUAGGGGCCAAGGUUGAUGUCAGGGAUGGAGAUGUGGCAUCUCCGCUGCAUCUGGCUGCCCGCAGUGGCUCCAGGGCUGUAGUGCACUUGUUGAUUCUGAAUGGAGCAGGACUUGAGGACAGGGACAACCUCAAAAUGACACCACUGCACUACUCAGCACUCAGGGAUAAUGUUGAGGCUGCCAAACUCUUGCUGCAUUACGGGGCAGAUGUGAAUGCUGUGGAGAGGCUCGGACAGACACCUUUGCACCUGGCCUCAGAGAGGGGUCACUGCAAGGUCUUCAAGGUUCUGCUAGACAAAGGUGCUGAUCCUGAACUAAGAAGCAGCUGGAGGGAGACAGCAGAGGACGUUGCAAGGACACACAAUCAGCUAGACAUCAUCCAGCUCCUUCAGCAACACCAGACUGUCAGGAUGAGCGAUCGAGCUCAGGACAGUGUGCAUAGAUAGAAGAAAAAACAGAGAAUUAAAGGGAUAGUUCACCCAAAAAUGAAAAAAAUACUCCAUGAUUUACUCACCCUCAAGCUAUCCUAGGUGUAUAUGACUUUCUUCUUUCAGAAGAAUACAAUUAGAGAUAUAUUAAAUGUCCUGGUUCUCCUAAGCUUUAUAAUGGCAGUGGAUAGAGGAUGAGUUUUUGGAGCCCAAAAAAGUGCAUCCAUCCAUCAUAAAAGAUAUCCACACGGCUCCAGAGGGUUAAUUAUGGCCUUCUGAAGUGAAGUGAUGCAUUUGUGUGAAAAAAAUGUCCAUAUUUAAAACUUCAAUAACUGGCUUCCGGCAGAUGGUCGUACGCACGUCGACUUACGCCAAAAGAGUAACCCUUGAUGCGAUAUAGAAGUAGCGUAAGCUUUGACGCCUCUCGCCUAUCUUUAAAAAUUCUCGUUUUAGACUUCUAAUUCGUGACCGGUGUUUUGUUUUGCUCUCUCCUCUGCGCUUCCGCAUUCGUCAGUGCGUCAUGUGUCAGGUCAGAGUUCACUCUUUCGCCGUAAAUUGAUGCAUACAGACGUCUUUCGGAAGCUAAUUUUUUUUGUUUUUAAAGUUUUAAAUAUGUGGGGUUUUUUUUUUUAUACAAACACAUCGCUUCAGAAGGCCGUUAUUACACGGGGAAGUGUAGUAAUCUUUAAUGAUGGAUGGUUGCACUUUUUUGGGCUUCACAAUCUCAUCCUUUAUUUACUGCCAUUAUAAAGCUUAGGAGAGCCAGGACAUUUAAUAUAACUCUGAUUGUAUUCCUCAGAAAGAAGAUAGUCAUACACAUGGCUUGAGGGUGAGUAAAUCAUGGGGUAAGUUUCAUUUUUGGGUAAACUAACCCUUUUUACGGCCUGAUCACACAGAGGAUAACUAUAACGAUAAAUAAGUUUAAAUAAUCUUUCUUAUUCCACACCACAACUAUAACGAUACAGAGGAACAAUAUUGAUGGAAUCACUUUCAAAACUAUUUUUUUCUAGCUGAUAAAUGAUAAAAAUGAUGGUGGAAUUGAAGUCUUGUGAUUGUAGUUUAGUUUUAGCUUUUUACUUUAGGCUUCUUCAUAAAAGUUGUUCAGUUUUGAAGAUUAUCAUGAUGAACAAAACGUGUGAGAAUAGUAAAUGUUUGUCGGUCACACAGUUUAUAUUCUUCAACAAUCGAUCCUAUUGGAAUUUUGUCAAGGGAACGAGGGUGAUGCUUACUUGUUGAUGGUUGGCCUACAAAAAUACAUCACCCCUGCAGCACUCUAUUGACAGCCAAUCAGAAUCCACCUGAGAUCGAGCAGACAACUUAACUGCAGCACACACUUAUAACAGAAUGUUACCAUGCGUUGAUGUGGAUGCUAAUGUAGUUAUUGUUAUCUUCAUCGUGUGAACCGGCCUUAAACAACAGUUCCAGUCCACUGAUUUGAUUGAACAAGUGGCAUAGUUUAUAUUUUGUAUAAAUGUGUGGUCACAUUUACUGUUUCACAAAUAUUCAUGGUCGAAAUCGAGUAAUUUUUAUAGGAAUAUGCACAAUCAGGAAUUUAGCUUGAGGGCAAAAGAUUUCCCCUUGCAGGUUUCGCUCGGGUUCAUGUUGAUCAUGCAAAUUCACGAUGUUGACCAACAGAAAGCUGCUUGGUUUGAAAGUGACUUCUUUCAGAGCUGUGACCUUUGUGCCCGUGAAUUUUACUGAAAUUUCUCUAAUGUGACUUUACCUUAACAGAAGUGGAACUACGGUUUGUACCUGAUCUUCCCUAACAAAACUUUGCCAUGGUAAACAUAAUUUCUGUCAAAAUGCCAUAGCUAUGACUGGGGCCAUUGCUAGAAAUCACAGGGGAUGGAACAAAAUUGAGGUUUAUUCUUAAGUUGUUUUCUUUUUCUAUUUUGAACAGUGGUGGAUAAAACUUCCAGUAGUACAUUUAGUGCCUAUAGUGUUGUUGCAAAGUAUGAUUAGCAACUUAUAUUUUUAAGGGUCUACAGAAAUAAAAUCCUCUUCAACAAUCUGA
This is a messenger RNA of Megalobrama amblycephala (Wuchang bream), 3404 nucleotides long. It is a transcript of the gene ankrd67, whose product is annotated as ankyrin repeat domain 67. Bases 149 to 1408 code for a protein of 419 amino acids. Gene Ontology annotation, molecular function: protein binding. Lineage: Eukaryota; Metazoa; Chordata; Actinopteri; Cypriniformes; Xenocyprididae. The transcript is spliced from 5 exons. The record is from RefSeq and is a predicted model, not a curated record.